Messenger RNA from Hirsutella rhossiliensis, 1188 nucleotides. Its product is annotated as glycolipid 2-alpha-mannosyltransferase domain-containing protein. Gene Ontology annotation, cellular component: membrane; Golgi apparatus. The transcript has 3 exons. Bases 1 to 1188 code for a protein of 395 amino acids. NCBI's taxonomy places the organism in Eukaryota, Fungi, Ascomycota, Sordariomycetes, Hypocreales, Ophiocordycipitaceae. Gene Ontology annotation, biological process: protein N-linked glycosylation; protein O-linked glycosylation; cell wall mannoprotein biosynthetic process. The record is from RefSeq and is a predicted model, not a curated record. Gene Ontology annotation, molecular function: alpha-1,2-mannosyltransferase activity.
AUGGCGAUUGCGCGGCCCGUCCGCGCGCUCACCAUUACGGCCGUGGUUUUAUGGUUCCUUGUUCUGUACCGCAUCUUCAGGGCGCCUUCGUCCAUCCACGGGCCCGGCGAGCGGUACAUCAACUUUGAGCGGGAUCCCAACCUCGACCCCACCGACGAACCCGAGGGGAUACUGCGCCGCGCCUCCGAACGAUAUGCCCCGGACGCCAAGGACAGCGCCCGGAUCCCUGCCACGCUGCUGGCCCUGGUGAGGAAUGAGGAGGUCGACGACAUGGUGCAGUCCAUGAAGGACCUGGAAAGGACCUGGAACCACAAAUUCAACUACCCCUGGACCUUCUUCAACGACGAGCCCUUUUCCCAAGAGUUCAAGCGCAAGACGCAGGCCGUGACCAAGGCCAAGUGCAUCUACGAGCAGAUCCCCCGCGAGCACUGGGCGACGCCGUCGUGGAUCGACCAGAAAGUCUACGACGAAUCCGCAAAGAUACUCGAGGAGAGCGGCGUCCAGUACGCAAAGAAAGUCUCGUACCACCAAAUGUGCCGAUGGAACAGCGGCAUGUUCUACAAGCACCCGGCGUUGCAGAACACGCGCUACUACUGGCGCGUCGAGCCCAAGGUUCACUUCUUCUGCGACAUCGACUACGACAUCUUUGCCUACAUGCUCGACAACAACAAGACGUACGGCUUCACAAUUAACCUCUACGACGACCCCAAGACGCUGCCCACCCUGUGGCCCGAGACGGUCAAGUUCCUGACAGACAACCCCAAGUACCCCGUCCACGAACAGAGCGCCCUCAGGUGGUUGACCGACGACGUGCGCCGCCCAGAGAACAACAAGCGGGCUCAGGGAUACUCGACCUGUCACUUCUGGAGCAACUUCGAGGUGGCCGACAUGGAGUUUUGGCGGAGCCCCGUCUAUCAAGACUACUUUGACCACCUGGAUCACGCCGGCGGCUUCUUCUACGAGCGGUGGGGCGACGCGCCGGUGCACAGCAUAGCGCUCGGCCUCUGGGAAGAUGCGAGCAAGGUCCACUGGUUCCGCGACAUCGGGUACCAGCACAUCCCCUUCUUCAACUGUCCCAACUCGCCCAAGUGCAAGGGGUGCGUCACGGGCCGCCUCACCGACGGCGAGCCCUUUCUCCAUCGCGAAGACUGCCGGCCCAACUGGUUCAAGUACGCGGGGAUGGGCUGA